Exophiala dermatitidis NIH/UT8656 is the source of this 3667-nucleotide messenger RNA. RefSeq lists its product as uncharacterized. The transcript has a single exon. Gene Ontology annotation, cellular component: nucleus. The record is from RefSeq and is a predicted model, not a curated record. NCBI's taxonomy places the organism in Eukaryota, Fungi, Ascomycota, Eurotiomycetes, Chaetothyriales, Herpotrichiellaceae. The coding region runs from base 207 to 3137 and encodes 976 amino acids.
CCGCGACCGGCCAUGCAUUGCAUACCAACAGUACAGAACGUACCUUGCAGUGUGACCGAGCUCGUCCAAAAGGACAUCGGAGCAUAAUUGAAAAGCAACCAGCAAUCAGCAACCAGAAUAAACAAUCACAAUCACGAUCAGCACAAGGUUGAACAGAAGGAGAACGAACCCAAUCAGACUGAGCGACCUCGACCCUCAGAAACAAGAUGUCUUACCUUUCGUCUUUCUCGUUGUCAUCCGAUGAGGAAGAAGAUUUACCUGAUCUCGCGGCGAUUCUGGCUCCCAAACCACUCCUACCGACGAGCAGCGGUAGCGACAAUGCUGUGUUGCGGAGGUCACCACGGCGGAAAGAGAAACAGCAGACGAUACCAAACAUAUUCGGUGAUGAUGAGUAUUGGGAUGUUAAUAUCUCGCGAUCGCCAGUGAAGAAGAAUCAGAGACAACAACCUCCUGGAAGAGGAACAACUGGUGCGGGUGUGUCACGGUUGUCGAAUGCGAGCCCACGGAAGAAGGAUUCGGUACCGCAGUCCCAACCGCAAUCGGAACCGAAACGGACUGGAAGUUCGAGGGGCGUGUGUUCUAGUGCCUCAAACCGGACUGUGUUAAGCCCGCUUGAAAAUAAUAACCUUGCAUCUGCGCCAUCGAAGAAAUCGAACUCGAACUCGAACUCGUUAUCAGCGGCGUCGCCGUGUAAACAAGGAAGGCAAUAUACCAAUGAUGUAGAACGCAAGAGGAACGAUAUCAGGUUGGUUUUGAGCGAUCGACCUCCAAGUAUUAGUGGUCGAUACCAGCAGAGCGAGCAGGGCCAGGUCGACUUCUCGCUUGUUCCGUCCUUUGGGGCGAUGGCGUUGGAGGAAAGGAAUCCAGGUCUGAUUCGGACGCAGCAGCAACCGGGAAAAAAGAAGGAGAAGAGUUUCGCUAUCGACGUCGAUGUCCGUGACAAUGGUGAUGACGACUCAUUGCUGCUGUGCUCGGGGGAGGAUCAACGUGGGCCAAACAAAUUUAUGGCAACGACACCGGCACCGAUUGCUCCUGGGCGGCAUCGUCAAGAGAAGUCUAGACCGGGGCGGUUCACCAGCGCCAGCCGAUUCGUCUUGGCAGAGGCUCGAUGCAAUGACGAUGAGAGCGAUUCCAUGGACGGAGAAGAGAACGAGGACGAGGAUACAGAUCUGAGUGGGUUCAUUGUCGACGAUGACGCCGAGCUCAGUUACCAUGAUUCCUCAGAGUCGGACGGCGGCUGUCCCGAGCAGGAUGAUGAGGAUAUGUUCUAUGGGAAGAGGUUAACAACGAGACGACUCGUUGUGCCCGAAGCCACAUCUAGGGAAGGCAGAACAAGAAGAAGAGGAAGAAGACUUGUGCGUGGUUCACCGGUACGGAAGGAGAACACAGGCGGGAAAGGCUACUCGGAGGAGUCAGAAGACGAUUCAGGUCCAAACGAGGGCAACUUGAACACAAAGACGGCCAAGACUUUAUCCAGAGCAUUUCGAGACCUGGCUCUCGAUCCUGGAAGUGGUCGCAGCGAAAAUGUGCCUCGGGGAAAAGGAGAGGUUGAAGUCAUUGAUCUCACUUCAUCUCCAGUUCAACCACCAUCCAACUUGUUACAAUCUGUAGACAAUACCAUCGAACCGAACAGACCACCACUACCGUUGUUGGGAGAUCUUGGAGCAAGCGUGAAAUUCGAUCCACCCAUGUCAAAGCCCGGGCUGUCGAUACCAUCAAAGACCAUGGGAGGUGUUCCAAAGGUUGAUCAAGACAGAUCGAUUGGCGACAACAAAGACGACAAGGGCGUCGAGUUCAAUGCACCUCCGGCCACACCACCUCGGACGCCGCCCAAGUCCAAACUAAAGUCACCUUCGAAGCUGCUGUCCCCGUCGAAACGGCAGACGAUCCCCCAGUCACCUCACCGUCAGAGCAUGGAUGCGUUUUGGGACCAUAAUGUGGUCAAUGAGUGGAACGACGCAUACUCGCCCAAAAAGGCGCCAGCUACAACAUCUCCACGAAAACGUCUCUUUGUGCCCUUGGACAUCUUUUCCGAUAUGGAGUUGGAAUCGGAACCCGGAGAGACAAAGACCCAUCAACAUUGUGACAGCUCUACCGGGUCACUACCAAGUCCAUGUUUGUCACCACGCAAGACCAGAUCUCCGACAAAGCCGAGCCCCGAGAAGGAGCAAAAGAGACGUCUGUUGGAAGAGAAACGAGCGGCGGCGGCACGCAAGAAAGAAUUCGACAAUCGCAAAGGUCAAAUGGCCAUUGAACUGCUUCGUGAAUUGGACGCCAAUGUGGCCAACGGGCGACUGGGAGAAUUGUCGGCGAGCACGGGCGGCGUGCGGGUUGUGUGGUCCAAAACACUCCGGUCGACAGCCGGGCGAGCGAAUUGGAAAAGAACUGUGACGAAACCGUCAGGGUCACCGGUGAAAGCAGGUAACACAGCUGACGCAGCACAACUGGCAAGUGGUGUCAAAAUCCAACACUUUGCCAGCAUCGAGUUGGCGGAGAAGAUCAUCGACUGCGAAGACCGCCUGGUUAACACGCUGGCGCACGAGUUUUGUCAUCUGGCCAACUUCAUGGUCAGCAAUGUCCGCGACCAGCCGCACGGCGCGUCGUUCAAGCAGUGGGCCAACAAAGUCACGGCGCAUCUGAGACAGUCCAAUGUUCCUGUUUGGCGCGACGUCCAGGUCACCACCAAACACAGCUAUGUCAUCAACCACAAGUAUCUGUGGGUCUGUGUUGGUCGCCCAGAGAGGACCGCCGUCAUGGAUUAUCUCAAUUUGGGUUCGGAAGGAGGUUGUGGCGCCGAAUACGGUCGGCAUAGCAAGAGUAUCGAUGUCGAGAAACAUCGCUGUGGGAAAUGUAAAGGCAGAUUGGUCCAGGUGCGGCCAAUACCCCGAGCGAGUCCGAGAAAAAAGUCGAGGGUGGCUGGUGUUGAUGUCGAUGGCCGGUCAACGUCGAUGUCGAGCAGCAGAGAAGGAAGCGCAGAUACUGCAUUGACUUUCAAUUCCGGUUCGAGUUCCAGCACCCCUGUUUCUGUCUCUGAUUCUGGUUCAAUUUUGGGCUCUCGUAGUUCGAGUGGGCACAGCAAGAGCAUGACCGGGAGUGAUUCGUUGGACUCGAUGGUCGAGACCAUCGAACUUGACUGAUUAUUGAUUAUGUGAUUGGUAAUUGACAAGCCAGUUUGACUCGUGGAUGGGUGUGUUUGGACGGCGAAACUGGUUGCAGGGGAAUGUUCCUUUCUGAGAGCGUGUGGACCUGCAUUCCGAUCACAUUGAGGUGAUCUCGGGUUUCUUGUCUGGUCGAUCACCUGGUCAUGGUUAUUGGGGAGCACUGAUUAGUUCUUUUUGUUUUUGCGAAUACCCGGUUGAGCUGCGGCGUUGUUAGGAGCUGAGCCGGUUUGGGUUUUAUCGACCUGGACUGGAUGGAUUGUCUCAGAUCUGGACUGGAGUUGGAUGCACUGCAUUGCACUCCAUUGUAUGUAUUAUUUCAAUUCAAGGCGGCAUUGUGUGUUCGUUUCCCCCUCUAUCGUUGUGUGCUAGUGGAAUCUUUCUUCGAGGAACUCGACAGAACAGACAUUGUCGAACGUGUCCUAGAUAUUGGCAAUGCCCAAGGUCAAGAUUAAUAAUGAAUCCCGAGCUGUCCAAGUCCAAAGCAACUUGAACCACCUUGCGGUCUG